CAUGCGCACCAGCCAGGUACCUUCAUGCCGUUGAGGGGCUCUUCAUCCAUGGAACUGGACCUAUCCUCCCCUUCCUUGGAUCGCACCUGAUCGCCCAGAAGAUGCACGAUCCCCUACGGGUUUAACUCUCACCUAAUGAGUGUAAUAAUGAUAACUGGCGCAGGUGAGAAGAGGACACAAGUACGGAGGAGCAACUAAGACACUGCCAACACCCUGCCCACUGCCCUGCCCUGACGUACCCACGGGUACUUCAGCAGUUUAUAAGUCAAUUGGUAUAGUGUAUGCCCAGGAGAGGUCAGCCAGCUGGAUGGUGUCGCCAGUAUGUCUGUGUCGCCGCGCCUGGACUUCAUUUGUAAAUGCCGACAAAAUACAAAUUGUGAGACGUGUAGUGGAGUUUCUCACAAGUUUAGCACCACUAACAACACUGGUCAUCAUUCUGUUACUCAGUUAUUAUUCAUAUCAGCUCCUGGAAGCUAGCGGUGUGAACACUAUCAUUGUGUACUUCUUCAGCAUUGAAAUUUUUGGAAAUUGGCUGCUAUUUUUCUGCACCAAGAGCUACAUUGACAAUCCUCUGGGAAUAGGAAGUGUUGGAGUUAUACACCUAUCUUCUCUGGUCAUCCCAGCGCACAUAGUUGAACUGGCUCCUGGUUUGUCUCAUGAUGACUGCAAGCAGCUCCGUUACUGUCCAACAUGUAAGAUCUACAAACCUGAACGCAGCCACCAUUGUUCCCUUUGCGACCGUUGUAUUCAUCAGAGAGAUCAUCACUGCUUCUUUCUUGGUACAUGUGUUGGAGGAUACAAUCUGUGCUACUUUAUCCUCUUCUGCUUUUAUGCUUGUGUAGGGUGUAUUUUUGCAGCAAGAUUGCUCCAUGGUUAUUACUCAGGGACGUACUUGAGAGCCUUCUGGUCAUCAGAAUUUCUGUAUUAUUUUUACCCUGUCACUCUUGUCAUGUGGCUAUUAGGGAAGGCACAGUUGGCUGAGGUGGGGUGGGUGACUUUGCUGUAUGUAUCUACAGCUUCAGUUGUAUUCACUGGUUUUUGUGUAGUGCAACAACUGGUGUAUGUCCUCAGAGGCCAGACUGCUUAUGAAUAUAACAAAGGUCUGCUCAUGGUACAUCGAUCAGCAUUUCACAACUUUCUUCAUGUGUUUGGCCGCUAUUGGAUUCUUCACAUUCUCAUUCCCUUUCCGCGACGACGCAACAUCACAGAUCCCCGAAGCUUCCUCAAAAUUGUUUGAGGGCAUGCAAUAGUAUGAGCAGUAUGCUAAUAUCUCCCAGUUCAGUGUUGACAUUUGACUCUUGUAGAAGCACAUUCCUAAAUAUUCAGAAGACCAUCAUGUUGAAGUUUCUGAAGCUAAAUAGUCAUCCCUCUAAUAUUCCAGAGUGAUGUAGUGUACAUGUAUUAGAAAGUCUAAGGAGAAUAUUUAUUGAAAUUGUGUCUUAUGCAGGUAAGAUUAAUUACAAAUUAUUUAAUAAUUUCUUUUUAUUUGUUAAAAUUAAUCCUCUCAAAACACACUUGCUAGCAUUUUCUGGCAUUGGUACCAUGAGAGAGAGAGUAUCUUCCCUCCAUAAUGAUCUUCCACAUAUUCUUGGCAGCUGGAAAUAUAUGAAAAUUAAUGUACUGUAUUUACUUUUAAUAUCAUGUAUCAUCUGUUGUAUGUUUGUCAGUCAUGAAUAUGAAUGACCCAAAUUGUUCUUAAAAUAUUAAGUUAAUCAUUAAUAAUUACUGAAAAAGGUGUAAACAUUAAAAAAUAUUGGUGAGCUAUUAUCAAAAAGGAAGAUUUAUGUAUACUUCUAUGCAUGUAAGAAUGCAUUAUAUCAAUAUCAUACAUAUCGUAAUAUUAGUCAAGAACUUUGAAGCCUGGUCUAAAGUAUUAUUUUAGUAUCAUCGUAUUGGCACAUUUGAAGAUUACCUUAGAGAUAUUUUGGGAAUACUGUGAAAACAGUAUCAUCUCAGUGAUAUCCAUUUUGCCUUUCCCAUAUGGCUUAAGAUGGUGUUGUCCAUUUAGCAUUCCUUACAAAUAAAUUAUAUUUUAAAAAAUAUAUCAUUUUUAUCAUAUCUGCACUGUGAAUGGAUUGCUAAUGACUAGUGUUUAUGCUUUCAGUUUCCCAGGUAUUGCUUUGAGAAGCAGCAAGAUAUAUACUCAACACUAACAUGUUUCUUACAUGGAAAGAUCUACAAUACAAAUUAAAUCAACAGAAUUUCUUGCAUAUUGGCACUUUUUUUUUCUUGUCUUGACUUGGUUGGAACUCCCUGUGUCUCUGAAAUUCGGUGACUGUAAUUGCCCAUUACAUAUACUAUUCUGUAAUUUGGUCAAGGUCACCAUCAAACACAAGUCUUAAAACUUAAACAUUAAAUUUUCUUAUCCAGUCAAUCUUUUUUUUUUUUCUUUGAGAAUACAUAUUACACUGACAAUAACACAGUAUAUUGCUGCUGGAAUUUGAAAGGGUAACAUUUAUGAAGGGAUUUAGGGAACUCUGGUAGCCAGACAUGAAUUCUGGAGGUGGGAAAUACAGUGCCUGCACUUCAGUGGUGGAGUGAGAAUGUUGCAGUUCUGAAGGCCAUCUCAACUGUGAUAUUAACAUGCUUCUGUCAAGGCAGUGAUUUAGUGAAUGACAGAUAAUAUAUUUCCUCUUUUUUGGUCACCUCACCUCAGUGGGGAGACUGCCAGUGUUUAAAAAAAUAGUUGCCAAAGUUCCGUAUUUUUCAGUUAGAUUCUCAGAUUUUGUAAACUUUCUGCAUUGCUCAAUUUAAACAUGAUCACCUGACCAGGUUUUAGAGGAAGCAACAAGUACUGACAAUAGUCUUUUAUGAUAGCUACUGGCAUUUUGGUUACCCACCACCACCACCAUUUACAUGCUGCACCUUGCUGCUUGCCAGUACAUAUUUAGAUGAAUUUAUUCAUUUAGUCGAAGAACAUGAUUUAACUCUGAAUCAAACAUAUUCUGCUGAUAAGAUGAUUAUUUUGAAAGGCAUCGUAUGAGAAAUCCUUGAUUGGGUUGGAGAGGCAUACACAAAUAUCCUGCACAAAGGAGAAAGAAACUUUAUGAUGAUGUUUCUAUCUGACUUGGACCAUUAACUAGUCAGUGGUCAUAAAGUUUGUUUCUCCUAUUUGUGGGUUGUUUGUGUAUUGCUCCAGUCAAAGUAUGGUGCCUUUGUGUUUUUUUUUUUUGGAGAGGUGUUGUAGGAUAUUCUCUCAUUUAUAGUAAUGAGAAAUCCAUGGAUGGGCUAAAAGUAUCCAAAGAAAGUUUAACAGAUUUGAUCUAUGCAGUGCAGUUGUUACACAAAUGCAAACUACUUUUAAAUGGAAAAUAUGCUAAUCCACGAAUGCUAAGGGGUGUAAGAAUGAUACCAGUUCUAACAAGGAAAACAAGAAGACAUUAUUGAUAACGACAAGGGACCAUUGUAGAAAACCAGGGCUCUCUAAUGAUGGCAAACUUUUGCUGAUACUUGACUACUCCUUUGCUCACCUACCUGCUGAAAAGUUGGUGCUACAGAGUGUUGUUGAACGUACAUAUCACUUAAAUAUAUAGCCCUGAUCCCUUGGAUCAAGAGUGCUUCUGGUCGUCAUAUGUCCAAAUUGCUGGUGAAGGAUUGUAUAAUUUUUAUCCGCCAUUGGGUUUAGUGCAGGCAGAACCCUGCUAUGGGUAUUUUAUGUUGAUGGCAUUGAACCAUCAAUCUUCAAAUGUAUUUGGCAAUUAACUUGUGGGAAACAAAACAAGCAGCAUCCAUUUUAUCUGUUGCCUGGAGACCUGGAGAGAGUUCCGGGGAUGAAUGCCCCCGUGGCCCGGUCUGUGACCAGGCCUCCUGGUGGAUCAGAGCCUGAUCAACCAGGCUGUUACUGCUGGCUGCAUGCAGUCCAACGUACGAGCUACAGCCCGGCUGGUCAGCCAUUGCAGUGUUUAAAAUAAUUUUUUAUUUUUAACACAGCUUCUAUUUCCCACUAAGACAGCGUGUCCUAAAAAAGAAGAAACAUAAAGCUUUUCUUCUUUUUACUCUUAAUGAUUGAUACAGGUGAAUGGGAUACUAGCCUCUUGCUUCCAGCAUUUUUUUUAGCCACCUCAUAUGACACACAUGGCUUAUGGAGGAAGGAAUCUUCACUUCCCCAAUGAGAUUAAAAAACAACAUAUUUACUUUUUUUAAUUUAUAAGGAAGCCAAUAGAAAACUGCAUAUUACACACAAUAAUUGUCCUCAACAAAGAUAAAAAGAUACACACAAACAUCUCGUGCAUCAUGUAUUCAGCAUUUUAUUCAACCACUACUACUACUACUAUACUAUUACUUCCACUACCAGCAUUACCACUAAUGCUCCUACUUUUUCUUCUUCUCUGUCCCCUCACCUAUAUAUACUGGCUCUCUCACUCUUUUGUGUUAGCGUGACUUUGUAAAUGGUCCAGGUCUGACCGAAAUGUUGUCAUAAGCUUCUCUCUCUCUCCUGUGUAGUUAUUUGUGUAUUGUUCCUGUCACAGUAUUAUGCCUUUUUGUUCUUUAUUCAGUUGGGUUUUAUUUGUGUUAGUCUCUAACUUCCCUGUUCCUCCUCUUAUAUACAGUACCUGCCAUUCUGCAACUUAAGAUAAGAUAAGAUAAGAUUUUGUUCGGAUUUUUAUCCCCGGAGGGUUAGCCACCCAGGAUAACCCAAGAAAGUCAGUGCGUCAUCGAGGACUGUCUAACUUAUUUCCAUUGGGGUCCUUAAUCUUGUCCCCCAGGAUGCGACCCACACCAAUCGACUAACACCCAGGUACCUAUUUGCUGCUAGGUGAACAGGACAAUAGGUGUAAGGAAACGUGUCGGAAUUUCCACCCGCCGGGAAUCGAACCCGGGCCCUCCGUGUGUGAAGCGGGAGCUUUAGCCACCAAUAUGAUUCUAUAUAGGUAACUGUACUCAAUUUCAUGAGGUCAGAGACUACAUACUUUGUUCAUGAUUCAUUAGUAUUCACAUGUUUUUUGUUUUUGUUCUUCCAAUGUACUGGCCGUCUCCCACCAAGGCAGAGUGACUCAAAAAAAUAAAAGAGAGUUUGGGGAAUUCCAUAAUUUAAUUACAUUUAGGGGACUUUUUAUCUCCCCAAGGUAAUUUCAGAUUGUCUGUUUGCAAUUUCUUGUUUUGCCGAAAAAAAGUGUAUCAAGAAAUUCAGUUGUUUCUGCUAAUACAGUAUUUUUUAUAAUUAUAUGUAUGAUGCUGUAUAGUAAUAUUUUUUAAUCAGUUUGUAUAAUUUAUGUAUUAAAUAUUCAUAUAAAUGACAGUUUAAUGACAUGUAUAAAAGAGCUGUCAGAAUAAACAACAUAUCUUCGUGUAUUAAAACGGAUAGAGAGAAAUUGAGUCCAGUAAAAAUAAAUUUGUUUUUUUUAAUUUCUUGUAAUGAUGGUCAUGAGAAACAAAAAAUAAUUUGGAAGUAAAGAAAAAAUGCUUAAUUUUCAGGUGUUAACUGGUAUUAAAUGUUGAACUAUAAUCACAAGAAUUUUUCUCUUAAAUUCUUGUUUCAAUAUUACAUUCCUUUGAACAAUGUGAGGGUUAAAUGUAUGUCAUGAAUAUUUACCAUUGUAAAAUUUACAUGGCUUGUAGUUGCUAUUGGGCAUCUUAUAUGUACUGAGAUUUUUUUUUUUUUUUUCAACAAGUCGGCCGUCUCCCACCGAGGCAGAAAGAAAAUCCCCAAAAAGAAAAUACUUUCAUCAUCAUUCAACGCUUUCACCACACUCACACAUUAUCACUGUUUUUGCUGAGGUGCUCAGAAUACAACAGUUUAGAAGCAUAUACAUAUAAAGAUACACAACAUAUCCCUCCAAACUGCCAAUAUCCCAAAAUUUGCUGAAAUACCCUAGCACAGUGAUACCCCAGGUACACCUGUAUUAGCAUUCACCAGAACACAUCAUUAGUAGGCUAUUGUUUGGGGCUUAUGCAUACAGGUGCUCCACAGCUUACAGUGGUUAGACUUAUGUUAUUUUGAGUUUACGAUGGUGCAAAAUCAAUUACUUUGGAGAUGAAACUUAAGAUAAUUAGCCAGCAUGAAGGCAGCAAGUCUGUAACUUGUAUUCAUGUACGUAUUUGUUUUUUUAUUACCAGUAGUUAGUUAGUUACAGUAAUUAUUUGUUUAUUUACUUCUUCAGCAACAGUAGUUAUUUACUUAUUUAUUUAGUAUAUUCAUAUUUGACAUACAAUAUUUUUGAUUUGCAAUGGGUUUGUAGGAAUGCAACCCCAUCAUAAGUCGAGGAGCACCUGUAUAGCAAUCACUUGUCACAUCAAGGCUCUGGACUGGCUACCUUUCUUCUGCAUGGAUUGGCACCAUGUGACAGUGUGGGAUGGGAGACCUUUUAAGUCAAAGUUUAUGUAUUGUUAUGUAUGGUGUGCAUGCAUGUGUAAUCCAUAAUUAUAUGAGGUUACUCAUAUAGAGUUGAUUUGCAUUGUAUUCUAGGCCCUUAGAAUGCAAAAUACUUUUAUUUAAGAAUUUUUUAUAUAAAUAUUUGUAAGCAGUGAUUUUAUUGAAGAUGUAUAGGUUUAUUUAAUAGCUGUUUGUACAGCAUUACAUAAUUUGUACCUGAGUUAAUUUUUUAUAGAUUGCUCUAGUUUAAUAUUUGAUAGUUCAACAGACUAAUCAUAUCAGUGCCAUAAAUGGGUAAAAUGUCUUCAUUCUUACAUUUGUAAAAACACUUGCUCUCAGAGGUUUUAUUUUUACAUAUUUUAUUUACUUAAAUAUCCCCCCCCCCCCCACAAAAGAGAAAGAGAGCCUAAAUAUUUAUAUUUUGUGCAGCUACAAUGAUCCUAAGACAUUUUACCUCCUAUAGAAACUGAAUUUAGUAAUUUUUAACAUAAUAGUGUGCACAUGUUACAAACUACAAUUGUAGUUAAAUAGUCGUCUCCUGUAUAUGAGUGUUACCAACCUCUAUGUAAUCAUAUCUUCACUACUCACACAGUGUUACUCUCUUAUGUUAAAUACUAUCAGAUAUUUUGUCUGGAAAUCUUUUAGUCAUGAAGAUAUCAGCUCCUUUAAUUUAUUGUAGGCAGUAUUCAGAAAUCUCAUUGCACGUUUCUGGUACAGUAAUUCACUUGGUUAAUUAGAACAGAAGUAACUUGAAAUACAAGAUGGUAUUCAAACAAUUAUUGAAACAGGAAGGAUAAAUGUUCUUGAAAUGAAUAAUAGACUUUAUUUUUAUAGAGAAAGAGAGAGAAAGGCUUAUAAUAUAAUUCAUUCUUCAUUUACUGCUAUACUUGAUGAAAUUAAAAAAAAUAAUUAUUUACCCUUUCCAUGGGUUAGUUAAGUAAAAACUGUCUUUGCUCUCUUUUUAGAAUUGAAGGGUUUAAAAUUAAACUUGAAUAUUUAUUGUACUUCUCACCUCAUUAUUUUAUUAUUGAUUAUUAUGUGAUUAUGAAAUAUUAAAUAAAUAAUAAACUGAAAUAGUAAUUAGCUGAUUUCAUUUGAUUUUAUUAUUAAGAAGGAAACAUCCAUUGACACCUGUUAUCUGUUUUAUUAGUACAGUAUCAUAAUUGCAUAAGUGCUCUUAUAGGAGGAAUUCUAAACCAAAAUAUUAAUGUUGGUAAUUUUUUUUAACAUGUCAGCCAUCUCCCACAGAGGCAGGGUGAUAAUAUUUAAUAAUAAUAAUUAUUUAAUUCUAGGUAGUAGGUUGGUAGACAGCAACUGCCCAGGGAGGUACUACCGUCCUGCCAAGUGAGUGUAAAACUGAAGCCUGUAAUUGUU
Cherax quadricarinatus is the source of this 7687-nucleotide messenger RNA. The record is from RefSeq and is a predicted model, not a curated record. Lineage: Eukaryota; Metazoa; Arthropoda; Malacostraca; Decapoda; Parastacidae.